This is a messenger RNA of Pistacia vera, 747 nucleotides long. RefSeq names its product transmembrane protein 234 homolog. Bases 142 to 552 code for a protein of 136 amino acids. The record is from RefSeq and is a predicted model, not a curated record. The transcript has a single exon. NCBI's taxonomy places the organism in Eukaryota, Viridiplantae, Streptophyta, Magnoliopsida, Sapindales, Anacardiaceae.
CAUGGUAAUGCCAAUCUUACAUUAACCCCCCGACCAAACACACCCUAAACUUAAUAGUUUUAGCCCACUGCUCUUGUUAUUUAUUCGUGGAGGCAAGAGUGAAGAACAGCGAUCAAAUUGAAGAAAAUUAGUGUGAGACAGAUGACCGGAGACGUAGAGAAGAUGAUAGCGGUAGGGUUAGUGUGGGGGGCCACCAACGCGCUGAUGCGGCGUGGUGCACUCAUCUGGGACAAAGCCGUGAAAAGCACAUCCUCUCCGCCUUACCCUCUUAAAAUCCGCCAAAAACUCUUCACUGGUUUAAAGAACUGGCUUAAACUCCUUUUAAUCUGGCAAUACUCGGUCCCUUUUUUGCUAAAUCUCUCCGCCUCCGUCACUUUCUUUGCUAUUCUCAGUCACACGCCCAUCUCACUAGCCGUUCCCGUUACCAAUGCGACCACGUUUGCUGCUACAGCCUUGUUCGGAAUGCUGUUGGGAGAGAAGACCCGGGUCGGGUUAUCCUUGUUGGGUACGGCCUUUAUUGUUCUUGGUGUUUGGCUUUGUAUUAAUGCUUGAAUCUUUAGUUAUUGUGAUAAUCGAUUGAAUUCGUGAGAAACUCAUUUAAUUGAAGAAAUUCUAUUACAAAAAAAGUUAAAUCUACAAUUCAUUUAAUUGGAAAUGAAGAAAACUAAAAAAAGAAUAAAGAAACAGACACUGGGUGAAAUUUUUAAGUUUGAUGGUCGCUGAUAGUACGAGAAGGUUCAUUGAUGA